GUUCUCCUGUCCGCCCCCCCGGUUAAUUUGCUCUCAUGCAGGUGCGUCACUUUCUUUAUGUCCGCGUUAUACCAAAAUUUCCCUUUCUACCUCUCGCCCACUCUCCACGCUUGGAAAAUGGCCCAGGGGCUCCCGGCCUUUGAUUUACCUCCCCCCAAAGGACUGGUCUGGCAAGAAAUUAUCCGUUGAGCACGCACUGUGGACCCCCGACCCCUGUUUCAAUUGUAUUAUUGAAGGACUCUCUCUAAACAUAACACCAUGGGUUUCAGGCUUCACCGAGCCCCUCUGAGCCUGGCGGAGGAUAUGCGACGAGGAGAGGCCAUGUACCUCACCUCUCGAUCAGCGACCCGAGUCACCAUGUCACCGAAGCCAUUGGCCAUAUGUACGAUGACGAUUACGACAAACGGGACUCCAGGCGACUUAGUUUCAUAUCCUCCCCGCUGAGCGAAGCCAUCACAAUCAUCCCCACCAAAAUUGCCGGCAGCGAAUCCCCGACAUCCCCACAAUCUCUCCAAGUACAGCAUCACCCAAACAACCGGCAGCCGAACGGGCAGUCAUGGUCGCACGGAGCCCGGUCCUCAGAAAGCAGCCCGACAUCUCCGGUGUCAACCAUGUCUCCCGGAUCAACCGACACGGCUACGACAUCCUUUCCCUUGAACGAUGUCGACUAUGAAUCCGACCCGGCCGCCGUAGCACAGGAAUUGAGUAACUUAGCCGCAAUUCGGCGGAUGUCCAUGGACGUUGCUGCUACAGAUGACCCCGAUCUCCCGAGCUUUUCCGUGCCAUCCAUAGCCCCCUCUCCCUCCGACGACGAAAAUGAUGCUUCGCGACUGUUUUGGGUUCCAGCCCGUUUACACCCGGAGCUGGCUCCGAAGGAGUUCAAGACUUUCCUGGAGAGCAAGGCGGAACAAAUCAAGCGGAAAUCCGGCGAUUUUUCUGCCUUAGGCCCUGAGCGUGAAGGAUCAAUCGGGGGUUUGAGGCGAAAGCGGUCUAUGCUAUCCAGGCAAAUUGACACCCCCCAAGGCUAUACGGAUGGCGCCGAGCGACUCGAACGCAAACGUUCACAAUCGAAGCGCGAUGUGUUAACCCCCAACCUACAUGAAUUAGAAACUAUAGUGGACGAUCUAGAGCCGCCGGCACCCAACGCAACGACCAUCCUCGAUGGAAUCCAGAAGCUUGGGAUCUCCACCGACGAAGAUAGACCUAUCCUUCCUCCCGCACCUCCGGGACACAGCCUCAGACGCUCGACAAGAACCCAGUAUAGGAAGGCUGGAAGCUUAAAGAAAGGCGAAAAGGCACCGUAUUCGAAGCGCAUAGCGAAGACCUCCGAAACACAUGAAACGCUCACGUCGCCCACUGCUUCAUCUGGCGGUCAAGCGGUUUUGGGUCUCACACGGAUGUCCACCGAUCCCACUCCCAGUGUAACACGAGUCCAAGCCCCGGCCAAGUCGACGCAAGGCACACCACAGACGCCUAGCACGACAGCUGGCUCCACUGUUGACUCAGCCACAGAACAGUCGCAAUCAGUGAACGAGCGCCCCCAUGACCCGGCCUUAUCGGAACCAUCUGGCAGGGCAACUUCCCCUCAACAGCCACGCCAAUGGCACUCACGGAUCAGUUCCAAUGGACGGUCAACUGUGAACGUCCCUGCUGCAGACCAGAAGAUACCUGAGAUUGUCGAAACGCCCCCUCCUGGAACUCCUGUCACGCCUUCUGCCCCGCCUUCUGCUUUGAGCCCACAACCGAGCGUUCCUCCGAAAGGACCCGUGGCUCAGGAUAGAAUUCAUGAUCGGAGCUCGAGUAAACGAUCAUUACACGGUCGCACCAGUGGCAAGGAGCCUGCGCCCUCCUUCAAUGAAUUUGCCAACACCCCGCAAGCUUUACCUGGCAACAGCACCCGGACAGACAACCUCUCCUAUAUUCCGACUUUCGAGGAUCGCAAGGCUGAGCCCAAGGAAUCCAAGGAAUCCAAGGAGCCGAAGAAGUCGAAAGAUAAGAAAGAGUCAGAAGGGGGUCGCAAAUCGAGCUGGCACUGGCUGCUGGGUACCGAAGAUAAGGACAAAGACAAAGAAAAGAAGAACAAGGACAGUGACUCCAAAAAGCUCAAGGCCAAGCUGGUUGACAAAGUACAUGAGGCGGCGCAUUCUUCUCCAUCCUCGAACGAUAGUAGUCAACGAGGACGCGAAAGUGUUGUCGUGGAUCGACUGGAUCCCAAGCUAGAAGAGGAGCGCCGGAAAGACAAUGCGCGACGGACCUCUGGAGAAGCCAAGAAGGAGAAGGAGUCUGGGUUGUUCUCCUCCAUCUUCGGUGGCAGUCGGAAGAAGAGCAGUGGUGAUAGUGGCCAUCACCACCAUCAUCAUCACAAGAAGAGCACGUCUCGAAACCUGUCACCCGAGCCGCCUGUCCGUGAGCUGCGGCCAGACGUUGAUUACGCUUGGACUCGAUUCUCGAUUCUAGAAGAAAGAGCCAUCUAUCGGAUGGCUCACAUCAAGCUCGCGAACCCUCGACGCGCUCUAUACUCCCAGGUCCUGCUCAGCAACUUCAUGUACUCAUACCUGGCCAAAGUUCAGCAGAUGCAUCCGCACAUGAUGCUGGCAACAUCAGCGGCGCAGAGGCAGCAGCAAAAACAGCAAGAGGAAUAUCAACAACAGCAACAACAAUAUCAACGAUAUCAAGAGUCUCAGGACCAACAAUAUUCCGAUAGUUCCUACGAUGAUCCCCAAAUGUACGAAUAUAACGACGAUCCACAAGAUCAUUACAGCACCCAUUCGCAAGAUAGCAAAAGUGGCUAUGAGAAUGGCAAUGCAUAUGGUCCGGGGCAUUAUCAAUACGGUCACUCAACAUUUGGCGAUGAUGUUCAGCUUGACGAUGACGAUGACGAUAUGUGGUGACAGGGAAUAUGCAGCUGGUUCCAUUUAUCGCCGUUGGUUUCAUUGCAACUCACAAAAUACCCUUUCUGCCAAGUCUGGUCAGUUCCCACGCUCUGUACACUGCUAUUAGCCUUAACUUCUUGUGUCAUCCUCCCAUUCUUUCAAUCCGUUGGUGGCGAACUCUUCCUUUCUAUGCACAGGGAAUAUAAGGUAUACCGAGCGAGCGCCUUGAAGCUCCUCUUUUCUCUAUAUAGUGGUCCUUUGAAUAUUCCACGAUGACCGGGUAGGGCCAGAUUUGACUUCUCGCCUUGGGUUUAUUUGUUCGCAUAGCGUCUGGGGUUUGUCAAUUACUUUCUGUCCGGCAUGACUGGGUGCCACUUUUUAGAACUCUAAAUAACUCCAAACCGUAUCACAGAUAGUUCUGUGAUGUUUCAUGCUCCAUUC
Aspergillus sclerotioniger CBS 115572 is the source of this 3314-nucleotide messenger RNA. Its product is annotated as putative telomere silencing protein Zds1. Gene Ontology annotation, cellular component: cytoplasm; cell septum. Lineage: Eukaryota; Fungi; Ascomycota; Eurotiomycetes; Eurotiales; Aspergillaceae. The transcript has 2 exons. The record is from RefSeq and is a predicted model, not a curated record. Gene Ontology annotation, biological process: establishment of cell polarity; positive regulation of G2/M transition of mitotic cell cycle. Bases 381 to 2891 code for a protein of 836 amino acids.